Cryptomeria japonica (Japanese cedar) is the source of this 3059-nucleotide messenger RNA. RefSeq lists its product as uncharacterized. The record is from RefSeq and is a predicted model, not a curated record. The transcript is spliced from 2 exons. Bases 883 to 2832 code for a protein of 649 amino acids. Lineage: Eukaryota; Viridiplantae; Streptophyta; Pinopsida; Cupressales; Cupressaceae.
AAUAGUAGCAGAAACAAAAGAACAUGGACCACUUGGCUGCCUGCCCUACUAAAAUUAAAAUGUCUUAAAAACAAUACGUACUAUAGCAUUAAGGUCCCCUGGUUUUAGGGCCCCUUUAAGACAGGCCCAAAAACAGGUAAAUAACAAGAAAAUAUUUGAAAAAACAUACAAACACACUCAACUUUGAGUUGGUUGUAUUGUUGUCCAUGGAAGGAAUAGAGGACAAUAAUACAGUAGCUUUCUGAUGACCUCAUAAUUUUAUUGCCCCCCACUUUUAUCCUUGUCUAACAUUAUUUUCAUCACUGUCAUUAUUUUUUGGUUCUUUUUUCAGAUGGUGGUUGUGGGUGGCGUGUUUGUAUUCUGAUAUUUUCCUUCUGGGGAGAUGGGUGUGCAUUAAAAAUCAUCAGAGGCAUCAUCAGUACCUUUUUCGGUGCUGUAGGGAUGGGCAAUGGAGUGGGCAGGGAGGAUGCUUGAAUUUUUGUUUUUAGAGAGGGGGGUAAAAACCAAUUUAGUUUUGGGCAGUGUGUUGUUCUUGUGGGCAUUGAGUUUUUCUGACAAAUUCAUGUUUUUGCCUCCCUAUCUGUAGUUUUCUGAGGGAGACUAUAAUCCCUUUGUAUAUAGUGCUUCUGCCUGACAGUCUCGAUGUGGGUAGGCUCAGUUUUUAGGCAGUGCAGUUGCCUUUGUGAGUUUCAGAAACAUUCUGCCAGAAUUCUGCGAUUGCCCGUUAGGGUGUUCAGAGGGCAUGAUAUCUCUCAACUGAGAUGAAAAGAGAGGACCAAUCCCCUUGGACAUGCAAAAGAUAAGGUUGAGAUGAUUCAAAUAUUGAUAAAAUUUUGACACCCGUCUUUUGUGAAAUUCAAAUAGCCCCCUGCCUGGGAAACCAUGCCUGAAGCCCUGGAAUUAGGUCACAAGGAGUGGGAAUUGAAGAAGAGAAAAAACCAUGAUCCAAUUGCAAAUGAUAGUAAUGAUAUGCCUAAUGAUGAAUGGGAAUCCAGCUCCACAACUGCGCCCAAGGUUAAGAGGGCUAAAUCCCAAUCAGAUUGGAGGUCUGGUGGGAGCGAAGAGGUGGGAGAUAGCGAUGAUCUUCAGCUCGUGGGAAGGGAGAUUUUUGAUGCCACAGGCAUUGGGCUAGAAAAUGGGAUCAUGGUUCAGGCUGGGGUUGAUGGACACAAAGAGGGGGUCGUGGAGAUCCAGGAGACUAAGCCCAAGAUGCCUCUUGAAGCAAUUAAGGAGAGCAAGAUGAAUGGAAAAAUUGCAGGAGAUGUAGCAAAAGGAAGGAAGGAUGAUGAUGAAAAGAUAACAGAGGAUGAACCUCUGACCACGAAUGGUACUAGGCUUCGUAUGCAGUCCAUAAUGCUGGAAUUGAAAAAAGCCAGAGAGGAUAUGCUACACUGGUUGAGGCAGGAAAUGCACAAUCUUUUCUACGAGGGAUCCAGUGGUGGCAGGAGGAUGAGCCUUGGAGGAGGGGGACCGGUUAGGGGUGAAAUGGAAUGCGAAGAGCAGCAGGGCUCUGAGCACAAUGUCAUCAGUGGCACCACUCCUUUGGGCAAUGGAAGCGGUGGAAUGGAUUUUGGAGCUCAGGGGAGUGGGAGUGGUGGAACUGAGUUUUUCGCAGGACAUACCAGCAGCCCCGCUGUUGGAGGAGGUGGAAUUGGUUACAAUGUCCAGAAUGGUGGAGAUUCAAACUAUAGUACUCAAAACGGGGUAAGUGGAAGGGAAGACAGCUUGGGAAGAUUGAACGAGUGUUCAGAUGGAACGGGUAUGAGAUUUGGAGGGCAUACUCAGAAGAACGGUAGCCAGGCAGAUAUGGUGUUUGGAGUGAGGGACAAUAAUAAUGGGAAUGGAGGAAUGAAUUUCGGAAUGCAAAGUAGGGGUCAUGGAGGAGGAGUGGCUAUGAGCUUGCAUAAUGGGUCUGUGCAAGUAAUGGGUUUUGAAAGGCAAAAUGGUGCUGGGGAUGGCAUUCUGAGUUUUAGGAAUCAGCACUCAGCACCAAGUGAAAUGACAUUUGGGGCAACACAGCAAAGUGGUUCAGUAGGGAUGAGUUUUGCAAAUCAGACAGUUAGAGAAACUGGAAUGGUAUUUGGGGGACAAAGUAUUGAGAAUGGCACUGGAAUUCAGGAUGGGAGACGAGCUGGAGGAAUGAUAAAAAAUGGGAGCUCAACAGUUAGGGGGAGGUCAAAUACUUCUGCAAACUCGGCAGGAAACCUCAAGGUUAAUUCUGCACAUAUUUCAGAUGAAGAGAGGACUCCUGAUUUAAUUGGGAUGCAGAACCAGAAUCUGCAGAACCCAGUUGCCCUGAGUAUGAUGUGGAACAAUGUUGCACAGACACCAAGAGGGCUUAACCAGAAUAUUUCUGAUUCAUCAGUUCAUGGCUUCAACUAUGAUACCCAUACCAAGCUUGGAAAUGGAACUUUGGGUGCAUACCGAGGUAUGGUUCAUACUAGUACAGCAUAUGAAAACAAUAUAGGAAUGCUGAACUCGACAGUAAUGCAUGCUGCAAAUACUACUCCAGGUAUGCAAAUUCCAAUGGGCAUGCAAACCACUGUGUCUAACAACCUGAAUACUUCUAGUGUGCCUUCAUUUAUGGGCAUGCAAAGCCAAGUGCCCAUGCAAAGUUUUUCUGGAAUGCAAAACUUCUUAGGUUUGAGCAUGAAUGGGAACAUAGGCCCAACACCUGUGGAGGGAAUGGGCCGACAAGUAUUUCCUUAUUUGAACGAACGGCCACAACAUCCAGCAACUGCAAAAUCCAAUGCUACUGGUGUGGUUCGUUCAAGAUCUCACAAACGAAGUGAUGCACUACUUGGAGUUGACAUGUUAGAAUUAAACUCAUAGCAUCCUGAUGGUUUUGUUGGACUGGUACCAAGAACCGUUUCGGUCUGAUUACAAGUUGCAAUAUAGUGGAAUCUUUUUUUGUCUGUAUGCACGAAUAAGGUGUAAAUCAUCCUUGUAGAAGUUCUUGUUUUUGUGUUUAUUGCUGCAUGGGGCUUUCUUUUUUCUUGUUGAACGUUGAUUUGUACCUUGGCAAUAUUUAUGGAGGAAUAUACUACUUUUGUUAGGAA